Molecule: messenger RNA, 597 nt
Organism: Prunus dulcis (almond)
Lineage: Eukaryota; Viridiplantae; Streptophyta; Magnoliopsida; Rosales; Rosaceae
Exons: 1
Coding region: 1-597 (198 amino acids)
Molecular function (GO): polysaccharide binding
Source: RefSeq, a predicted model, not a curated record
AUGACGGAUAGCUAUGGUAAGUGCAUUCCGUCUACCUGCGGUAACAUCCAAAACAUAACCAGCCCUUUUCAACUAGCCAAAGAUCCAAAUCCAAGCCCCUGCACGAACUCGGAUUACCACUACAACCUCUAUUGUGAAAACAACCUCACAGUAUUGACAGUAAAUUGGGGAAACUACUAUGUGCAGGCAAUCAACUACGACAACUUCACAAUCCGAGUUGUAGAUCCUGGCAUUCGCAACAAUGAUUUCUCCUCCAUCCCCCGUUAUUCGUUUUCCAUUUACAACAUCACUUACUUCAAGUGUGAAAAAACUUUGCUCAACCUUGAAUUAGCAUCAAGUGCAACACCUGUAACUUUCUUCAAGUGUGAAAAAACAGUGAACUCGUCUGUGAUGAGAACGUAUAACUAUGUCAAGCAAGGAAAUAUAACGGCAUCAGAAAUGGAGGACGGGUGCAGAAUAGAGUGGACGACUUUGAUGAGUAAGUCGUUCUUGUACGGAAAGGACAGAAACUUAUCUUAUCAUGACAUACACAGCGCACUGGGGUAUGGCUUUGAGCUUCAAUUCCGCUUUCUCCCCACAUGCAAAUUAGGUUUGUGA